AUGCAACCAUCUGUUUUCCCCCCAAAUGCUUCCUCAUACCUGGGUCCACAUGGGGAACCUCCUCUGUCACGCACUGGCUUCAUCAUUCUCUCCAUCAUUAUGGCCAUUUUCACCGGUCCGGCCAUAGUACUCAACGCUACAGUGAUCAUUGUGUCCCUCAUGCACAAGCAGCUGAGGCAGCCGCUCAACUACGCUCUGGUGAACAUGGCUGUGGCUGACCUGGGCACAGCCAUGACUGGAGGGGUACUGGCUGUGGUCAACAACGCCCAGGGGUAUUUCUCCCUGGGAAGAACAGGCUGUGUGAUGGAGGGUUUUGCAGUGUCCUUGUGUGGCAUCACAUCUCUGUGCACUGUUGCUCUGAUCGCCGUGGAGAGGAUGUUUGUUGUAAGUAAGCCCUUGGGGCUGAUAAUCUUUGAAAAAAAGCAUGCUGUUGGAGGUAUUGCCUUAUCCUGGCUAUGGUCCCUCACAUGGAACUUACCUCCCCUUUUUGGCUGGGGCAGGUAUGAGCUGGAGGGUGUAGGGACGUCCUGUGCACCAGACUGGCACACCCGCGACCCCCAUCAUGUCUCCUACAUCCUGGCUUACUUUGCAGUGUGCUUUGCUGUUCCCUUUACAGUUAUCUUGGCAUCCUACACAAAGCUCAUGUGGACAUUACACCGGGUAUCGAAGAUGGCCUGUUUGGAAGAUGGUGCAGUAGCUAAAGGAGAGAUGAAGGUAGCUUUCAUGGUGGUCCUGAUGGUCCUGACAUUUCUAAUCAGCUGGUUGCCUUAUGCUGGUCUGUCCAUGCUGGUGGUUUACAACCCUGAUGUGGAGAUUCACCCGUUGGUGGGCACGGUGCCGGUUUAUCUGGCCAAGAGCAGCACCGUGUACAAUCCUAUCAUCUACAUCUACCUCAACAAACAGUUUCGUAAAUACACAGUACCCUUCCUGCUGUGCUGGAGAGGUCCCUUCGAGGAGGAUGAGACAUCAGAGAUGACUAUAGAGAGUUCAAACAACAAAGUGUCUCCAACCUGAAACAAACCUGCAAUCAUCCAUGAAAAGUGAAAUUGUGUAUGAUAGUCACCUGCAACGUCGUCGGUGAA
This is a messenger RNA of Larimichthys crocea (large yellow croaker), 1082 nucleotides long. Its product is annotated as parapinopsin. NCBI's taxonomy places the organism in Eukaryota, Metazoa, Chordata, Actinopteri, Sciaenidae. Gene Ontology annotation, biological process: G protein-coupled receptor signaling pathway; visual perception. The transcript has 4 exons. The record is from RefSeq and is a predicted model, not a curated record. Gene Ontology annotation, molecular function: G protein-coupled receptor activity. Bases 1 to 1014 code for a protein of 337 amino acids. Gene Ontology annotation, cellular component: membrane.